AUUCAUCGUUCCUUUUGAUCGUCUUUCUGAAGAGUGAAGAUUCUCUGAUUGUGUUGCAGGUUUAGAUCCUUCCAUAGAUAUGCCUACCGUCAAUCUUCAAGAUAUUGCCCACGAGUUUCCUGAUGUUGAGGAGAUUCUUGAAAGAUCCAUAUCUGAAUGGCUAGGCCUAAAUGAUGUGCAAAAGAUUUCGCUUCAAGAUCUGCCGAUUUCAGACGAACCAGUGACCGAUUUUGCUAGUGGCCUGUAUAGGUUCGUGAGAACCAGUCAACUCGAUGAUCACGAAUGGCCUCUUGUGUCUCGUAGAAAGACGAGAGAAGAGACUCCUCUGAGGUUUGAUCUUUCCAGAAUCGACCUAGGAUCCGCUAGUGGUGUUCCAGGAGAUACCUUUGAGCGACAGGUGUACAAACCCAACCCUCUUAAUGUGUAUGGCCAUUAUGUCAUUGCCCAUUACAUGAGGCAUAACGUCGGCACAGAGCCUUUUUCAGAUGAUGAUUCGGGUGAAGAUGACAAUGAAGUGAGUGAGAGGUCGGAGAGUCAAGAAGAGGUUCCAGUCACUGAAGACGAGCUUUCAGACGAUUCCAUUCAACCUGUGGAAGACGAGACUCAGGGCGAAGAGGAACAACAAGGUUUGGAGAAUGAAGAAGCGGAUCCAGUCAACGAGGAGGAGCUUUCAGUUGAUUCG
Brassica oleracea var. oleracea is the source of this 682-nucleotide messenger RNA. RefSeq lists its product as uncharacterized. The transcript has 4 exons. Lineage: Eukaryota; Viridiplantae; Streptophyta; Magnoliopsida; Brassicales; Brassicaceae. The record is from RefSeq and is a predicted model, not a curated record. The annotation marks the transcript as partial.